Messenger RNA from Trachymyrmex septentrionalis, 600 nucleotides. RefSeq lists its product as uncharacterized. The transcript has 2 exons. NCBI's taxonomy places the organism in Eukaryota, Metazoa, Arthropoda, Insecta, Hymenoptera, Formicidae. The coding region runs from base 1 to 600 and encodes 199 amino acids. The record is from RefSeq and is a predicted model, not a curated record.
AUGGAAUCGGACACAUGUACACUUGUAUCGGCGCAUCCUAACAUUAUUUUUACGCACGCUGACAAGGGUAACAUCACGGUUGUUAUGGACAAAGACGCAUACAUGAAUAAAAUGACCACUUUAUUAAGUGACGUAGACACAUAUGUUCUGGUCAAUAAAGAUCCUGCUAAGAAACUCACGACGGCUUUAAGGUCCAUGCUCACCAGAUGGAAAACAAAAAAUUAUAUUAGCGACACUAAGUACAGAACGUUAUAUCGUAGUGACGGAUCACUUCCGAAAGUCUAUGGAUUGCCGAAGAUUCAUAAACCUGGUUGUCUUCUAAGGGUCAUCGUCUCUUCGAUAGGUAGUCCGCUGAGACAGCUGGAUCACGAAUUCCAAUGGGACGAAGUCGUAAUUUUAGACGAGGAGCCUUGUUAUCGGAGACAUUUGGUUUCAGAGAUGCUUAAUAUCAGGAAACAGAAGAAUGGUCUCAACUUACAAACUGAUACCGAUGGCCUCUACAAGGCUUCUAUUCCCAUCAUAAAUAAAGUUGACUUUCUGAUACUAACAGUCCGUCUCUUCUCUCAGUCUGUUUUGAUCAGCAUUACUGAACGUACAUAG